Molecule: messenger RNA, 762 nt
Organism: Ustilago hordei
Lineage: Eukaryota; Fungi; Basidiomycota; Ustilaginomycetes; Ustilaginales; Ustilaginaceae
Exons: 1
Coding region: 1-762 (253 amino acids)
Molecular function (GO): transmembrane monodehydroascorbate reductase activity
Source: RefSeq, a predicted model, not a curated record
AUGUCACAACCUCCCAGCGUCAGAGAAGAAGCCUCAGAACCCUUUCUCCCAUCUACCACUACCGCUUCAUCCCACGAAGAAUCGCCCAUCACACCAAUCGAAAUGAUUCGACACGAAAACCUAUCUCGGCACUCCAUUUUGAUUCAAGCUUCCGCCCUACUCUUUGUUGCUGCUGUAUGGUCAAUCGUCUUCAGCUCUUUCUCUUUCACUUCCUUGCCUUUAUUCGGCUACCAUCCGCUUAUUCAAUCACUCACAAUCCUCCUCCUCCUCCAAGCGAUUGUCGUUUUACAACGAACCACCCCAUCGCAACCAACCGAAAAGAAAUCUGCCUUCACCGCACAUCAAACUAUCAACCUCCUUUUCGCCCUCCCAUUGUUCACUGCAGGAGCAAGUAUUAUGUGGUAUCUCCACCACAAGCCUAAUGCGGCACAUUUUAUCAGCUAUCAUGGAAUUUUAGGAACGGGAGUGGUGGUUGCGGCGUGGAUUCAAGCUGCGUUAGGGGCUGCUAGCGUCUGGUGGAAAGGGAAACUAGUGGGUGGGGAAAAUAAGGGUAAGGCUUUGUGGAAGUGGCAUAGAUUAAGCGGAUACGUUUUGGUGGGGCUGUUUUUGACAACGGCGGUUCUGGGAGUGCUGGAGGCGACCUGGGGAAAGGGAAACGCGGGAAAUGUGCAAAAGUUGCUGGCGGUGGUGGGGUUGGGGUUGUCAGGGUUUGCGCUGUUAAAUAGGGUCAGGGUUGGCAAGUUGCCCAAGUUGAGAGGUUGA